This is a messenger RNA of Olea europaea var. sylvestris, 1838 nucleotides long. RefSeq names its product zingipain-2. The transcript is spliced from 5 exons. The record is from RefSeq and is a predicted model, not a curated record. Gene Ontology annotation, molecular function: oxidoreductase activity; cysteine-type endopeptidase activity. Lineage: Eukaryota; Viridiplantae; Streptophyta; Magnoliopsida; Lamiales; Oleaceae. Bases 287 to 1582 code for a protein of 431 amino acids. Gene Ontology annotation, cellular component: lysosome.
GGGGAAGUCAAUAAGUGACAGUCAAUCAACCCAUCUCAAAGAAGAAUACCCACGAAGAAUCAUAAUCCCACUUCUCUACCUCUUCUUGGCCAGUUUGCUGUACAUUCAUAAUUGGUUUUCCUUCGUACAGCAAACUUUGGAGUUCAAUUUCCCUUUAGACAAGCUCCAAUCGACAAAGCCCACUUUUCUCGAUCCCCUUGGCUCACCACUUUUCUAGGAGAAUCAAAUCCAAUUCUUAUCCAAAAAAUCAAGAAAAAGAAUACAUUCAAACAUUUCCCUAUCUAAAAUGCAUUGGUUAUGGCCGUUUGGUUAUCUUGUUCUUCUAUUCUUUUACGUGCCUACCUGUAAAUCUUCUUCAAUUUCUGAUCUUUUCAACAGUUGGUGCCAACAGUAUGGCAAAACAUACAAUUCUGUUCAAGAAAAAGAGUACAGACUCAAGGUGUUUGAAGAAAACUAUGCAUACGUUUCCCAUCACAAUAGUUUGGGUAAUUUUUCUUACUCACUCUCUCUUAAUGCCUAUGCUGAUCUCACUCAGCAUGAGUUCAAGGCCAAGUACUUGGGACUCUCACCUUCACCAGACGAUUUAAUAAUCCGAUUGAAUCGCGGGUCAAGUCCAGUCGAAGGGUUGAAUCUUGUUAGGGAAUCUGAUAUUCCUUCAUCACUGGAUUGGAGGAAGAAAGGAGCUGUCACUGGAGUCAAAGAUCAAGGAAGUUGUGGUGCAUGCUGGUCAUUCUCUGCUACUGGGGCACUGGAAGGCAUAAACAAGAUAAAGACAGGAUCACUCAUCAGCCUGUCUGAGCAAGAGUUAAUUGAUUGUGACAAAUCUUAUAAUGAUGGUUGCGGAGGUGGGCUCAUGGAUUAUGCAUAUGAAUUCGUUAUAAAAAAUCACGGGAUUGACACAGAGAAGGAUUAUCCCUAUCAAGGCCGAGAAAAAACUUGCAACAAAAAGAAACUCAAAAGACGUGUUGUGACCAUCGAUAGUUAUGUUGACAUCCCUGACAAAGAUGAGAAACGGCUACUACAAGCUGUAGCAACUCAGCCCAUUAGCGUUGGUAUAUGUGGGAGCGACAGAUCGUUUCAGCUGUACUCCACGGGCAUAUUCACGGGGCCAUGCUCGACUUCUUUGGAUCAUGCAGUACUGAUUGUGGGUUACGAUUCAAAAGACGGAAAGGAUUAUUGGAUUGUGAAGAAUUCUUGGGGAAAAUCCUGGGGAAUGGACGGGUAUAUGCAUAUGCUACGAAAUAAUGGCAAUCCAGAAGGCGUUUGUGGGGUUAACACGCUAGCUUCGUACCCUGUCAAGACGAGCCCAAAUCCUCCACCCUCUCCUUCCCCUACGCCUACCAGAUGUAACCUUUUCACUUACUGCUCCAGUGGUGAAACCUGCUGCUGCGCUCGACGCAUUCUAGGAUUAUGCUUGAAAUGGAAAUGUUGUGGGGCAGAAUCUGCAGUGUGUUGUAAGGACCGGAUUCACUGUUGCCCACACGAUUAUCCAAUAUGCGACACAAAAAGGAAUCUGUGCCUCAAGCAAAUUGGCAAUGCCACAAUAGCAAAGCAAUUUGGGAAGAACCGUUCUACGAGUUAGAUGAUCAGAUUUCUCCUUUUGAUGAUUGAGUUAGACGAAGUUAUUUGUGCUGCAGUCAUAUUUUACAGCAGCAUAUCCUGAUUAUUGUAGUAUUUUAGCAUACUGCCAUUGUAUUAGAGUAAUCAGUGCGAUCUUACAUUAUUCUUGUGUAUUUGAAUAAAUCAGUUUGAAAUUUGAAUAUUUUGGUUCUAAAGAUAGAAUAAACUUGGACCAGGCAUUGUAGUUUUGCUCGUAAAAUUUAAGUAUUUUCUCAUCA